UCAAGUAGACUCCAAUCACUCUUCGGAGAGGAGGAAGACGAAUCACAGCCUCGACCUGCUCAGUUGGAAACAAUCAUCAUGAAGGGACUCCAGCUUUUCUUCGUCUGCUGUCUGGCAGCUACUGCAUUUGCACAGGAGAAAAAGAAUGAGGGAAACACUCGUUUCUUUGGAGGAUUAAACCAAGGUUUUGGAGGAGGACUAAACCCAGGAUUUGGUGGUGUUAAUCCAGGACUUGGUGGUGGCUUUGGAGGUGGAGUCAAUCCAGGCUUUGGAGGAGGAUUCGGAGGAGUUUCCAACACCUGCAGACGUUGGUGCCGAAAUCCCGAGGGACAGGCUUACUGCUGCGAGAGCAACAAUGAGCCUGACACCCUUCCCUUCGUGAAGCCAGGUGUAUGCCCUCCCGUGCGCCCUCAGUGCCCACCCGUCAGGAACUUCGCUCCUCCACAGACAUGCUCCAACGACAGCAAGUGCGGAGGCGUCGACAAGUGCUGCUACGACAGGUGUCUUGAGGAGCACGUGUGCAAACCCCCUGUUGGUUCUUCCGGCUUCGGUGGAUUCGGUUUUGGAAGAUAAAUUUUAAUUUAUAGCAUCAUCAUUGAAUGAACAAAACAGCAUACAUUUCCUUUAUUACGAAUAUCUAACACACAUCAAUAAAUAUUUAUUUUCAUUAUAAAA
Macrobrachium nipponense is the source of this 675-nucleotide messenger RNA. Its product is annotated as ATP-dependent RNA helicase glh-2-like. Gene Ontology annotation, molecular function: peptidase inhibitor activity. The record is from RefSeq and is a predicted model, not a curated record. Lineage: Eukaryota; Metazoa; Arthropoda; Malacostraca; Decapoda; Palaemonidae. The transcript has 2 exons. Bases 79 to 573 code for a protein of 164 amino acids. Gene Ontology annotation, cellular component: extracellular region.